UUUUCUUUCAAACAAACACAAGACAAAGACCAAGCCUUUCUAAUUCUAUUCUCUCUGAAUCACAAAAGAGCCUCUGUUUACAUUAAUGGAUGCUUCCGACGAUACUGGCAUUGACGAGUCUUACAGGCCACUCCCUGCUCUUUACUUGGCUUUUCUCUCUAUUUGGCUUGUCUCCGCUUGUUCUUGGACUUUCAACACCUACAAAAAGCGCCAUUUCCAGACGAAUAAUUUGCAGUGGACACUCGCAAUUGUUCCAUUGAUUAAAGCUUUGCAACUUACGUUGUCGUUUCUCUUCUGGUAUUCAUGCUUUCAUCUCGAGAUAUGCUCACUAUGGAUGUCGUUUGGUGUGUAUGUAACUGGAGUGUUAUUCCAAACGGCGUCGUUUGUGUCUUUCCUUCUUAUUGCUCAUGGCUAUUGCAUCAUGUCUGAGCGUCUAUCAGUAACUGAGAGGCGUACCACUGCCAGUCUUGGCUGCGUAUUUUACCUUACUCUUGUUGGUUAUAGAGCUUCCGUGCCUUAUUUCUCUGUUCUGCUGCUGCUGAAUUAUGUAAUUACUUUCUACGUAAUAUUCCACCACACAUCUCAGAAUCUGUUAGUUCUAAGGAAUCAACUUAGUUAUAUCGAGGACGAAGAUGUUCAAGCAAUGCAUGAUGCAGUAUACACUAAGUACAUCAUGUUUAAGAAAUUUCAAGGUGCAAUGCAGAUUGUAGCGAUGGCUGAGGCAGUGAUAUAUAUUAAUUUCGAUGACUCGUCCGAAAAUUACUGGAUUCGCUUGCUAGUCCGAGAAUGGGCUCAGCUAUGCAUCCUUGUUUACAUAGGGUGGACUUUCAGGUCACAAGAUUUGGCACCACGGUUUUCAGUCAUGCCAACUCUAAAAUCAAAAGGGGAGACCAUAGUCCCUCCAAUAUAUAGCAUAGAAAUGGAUGCUGCAACGUUUAAGGAUUUUAGAUGCCAUGAAUGGCAUAUUGGUGUGGCAACUUCAACCUAUGAUGAGAAGAGCAAAGAUCCAGUCAUUGUAAUAAUUCAACAGCCUCAUGCAUUGCAUAAACAUACUCCAGUCGCAAUAGCGAGUUCUCUUCCUUUACCACAAGCUCAACAGCAGUAGAAAAUUUUGAGGCGAGAUAAUAUACAAUUUCAUUAUACACUUGUCAAAAGUUGCAUUCAAUUUCAAGGCACGAAGAAAAGAAAGCCCAAUAUGUAUUUAAUGUUAAAAUUACGACUACAACAGAGAAAAACCUGACAGAGGAUUCUAAAUCUCUUUAAUUAUUUUGUGUACUACAUGUAACAAUGACAUACGACACGAGGCAUUGUAUAAUCCGACGAAAUAUAGAGAAAAAAAUUGUAAAUACUAGUUCGCAUUAUUGAUCUACUUUAUUUUAUAAUUA
Cannabis sativa is the source of this 1385-nucleotide messenger RNA. RefSeq lists its product as uncharacterized. Lineage: Eukaryota; Viridiplantae; Streptophyta; Magnoliopsida; Rosales; Cannabaceae. The record is from RefSeq and is a predicted model, not a curated record. The coding region runs from base 86 to 1105 and encodes 339 amino acids. The transcript has 9 exons.